CGGCGGGGAGCUGCCUCGGGCGCUGGGCGACGGCUCGCGCGCCUCCCCGGCGGCCGAGCGCGCAGGCGCGGGCCCCAGUAACCGCCGGUUGGAGGCGGCCGGACCGCAGUGGAGAGACGGCGGCGGCGGGACGCGGGAGCUGCGGCGCGGCGGCCUCUCCCCUCCGCGGUCGCCCCUCGCCCUGCCCUGGGCGCUCUGGCGAGCGAGCCGGCCCUCUCUCCCUUGCCCCCCUAGGACUCCCAGCCCCGGCAGCAACGGCCCAGCGGAGGACGCGGCACCCGCACCCGCGGCUUCGGCGCCCGCGCCGCGACCUUCAGGCGGCGGGAUGUCGGUGGUGGGCAUCGACCUCGGCUUCCUCAACUGCUACAUCGCCGUGGCGAGGAGCGGCGGCAUCGAGACCAUCGCCAACGAGUACAGCGACAGGUGCACCCCGGCCUGUAUAUCUUUGGGAUCAAGAACUCGAGCCAUUGGAAAUGCAGCUAAGAGCCAGAUAGUCACAAAUGUAAGAAAUACAAUUCAUGGCUUCAAAAAACUUCAUGGGCGAUCGUUUGAUGAUCCCAUUGUGCAAACUGAAAGAAUCAGGCUUCCUUAUGAACUGCAAAAGAUGCCUAAUGGAAGUGCUGGAGUCAAGGUGCGAUAUCUAGAGGAAGACAGGCCUUUUGCAAUUGAGCAAGUUACUGGCAUGCUGUUGGCCAAGCUUAAAGAAACUUCAGAAAAUGCCCUGAAGAAACCAGUGGCUGACUGUGUGAUUUCAAUUCCUAGCUUUUUCACUGAUGCUGAGAGAAGAUCUGUGAUGGCUGCAGCUCAGGUUGCAGGCUUAAAUUGCUUAAGGUUGAUGAACGAAACUACUGCAGUUGCACUAGCAUAUGGAAUUUAUAAACAGGAUCUUCCCCCGUUAGAUGAGAAACCAAGAAAUGUAGUAUUUAUUGAUAUGGGACAUUCUGCCUAUCAGGUCUCGGUUUGUGCUUUUAACAAAGGAAAACUUAAAGUCUUGGCUACUACAUUUGACCCAUAUUUGGGUGGCAGGAACUUUGAUGAGGCUUUAGUAGACUACUUCUGUGAUGAGUUCAAGACCAAAUAUAAGUUAAAUGUAAAAGAAAACUCUCGGGCCUUGUUACGUUUGUAUCAGGAAUGCGAAAAACUCAAGAAGCUAAUGAGUGCAAAUGCAUCCGAUCUUCCGUUGAACAUUGAAUGUUUCAUGAAUGACCUUGAUGUUUCUAGUAAAAUGAACAGGGCUCAGUUUGAACAAUUAUGUGCUCCCCUCUUUGCCAGGGUUGAACCACCUUUAAAAGCAGUAAUGGAACAAGCUAACUUACAACGGGAAGACAUAAGUAGUAUUGAAAUUGUAGGGGGAGCAACGCGGAUUCCUGCAGUGAAAGAACAGAUCACGAAGUUCUUCCUUAAGGACAUCAGCACCACCCUAAAUGCUGAUGAAGCUGUUGCAAGAGGAUGCGCAUUACAGUGUGCAAUUCUCUCACCAGCAUUUAAAGUGCGUGAAUUUUCUAUAACAGACCUGGUUCCCUAUUCAAUCACAUUAAGGUGGAAGACCUCUUUUGAAGAUGGAACUGGGGAAUGUGAAGUAUUUUGUAAGAACCAUCCUGCCCCAUUCUCAAAAGUCAUUACUUUCCACAAGAAGGAGCCAUUUGAGCUGGAAGCAUUUUAUACUAAUUUGCAUGAAGUGCCUUAUCCUGAUCCAAGAAUUGGGAUCUUCACUAUUCAGAAUGUUUUUCCACAGUCUGAUGGUGAUAGUUCCAAAGUGAAAGUUAAAGUUCGUGUUAACAUCCAUGGAAUCUUCAGUGUGGCUAGUGCAUCAGUAAUUGAGAAGCAGAAUUUGGAAGGAGACCACAAUGAUUCUCCUAUGGAAACAGAAGCUGCAUUUAAGAAUGAAAACAAAGAUGAUGUGGAUAAAAUGCAGGUUGACCAAGAAGAAGGAAUUCAUCAAAAAGUUCAUGCUGAACACACCCCAGAAGAGGAAAUUGAUCAUACAGGAGCCAAAACAAAGACAACACCCUUAGAAAAACAAGAACGAUUAAAUCAGACCAUUAAAAAGGGAAAAGUCAAAAGUGUUGAUCUACCUAUCCAGAGUACCCUUUGUAGACAGCUGGGCCAAGAUCUUCUCAACAGCUACAUUGAAAAUGAGGGGAAGAUGAUAAUGCAGGAUAAGUUAGAGAAGGAAAGAAAUGAUGCUAAGAAUGCGGUCGAAGAAUAUGUAUAUGAUUUUAGAGACAGACUGGGCACUGUCUAUGAAAAAUUCAUCACUCCAGAAGACAUGAGUAAACUGUCUGCAAUUCUGGAAGACACAGAAAAUUGGCUUUAUGAAGAAGGAGAGGACCAACCUAAACAAGUUUAUGUGGAUAAGCUUCAUGAACUAAAGAAAUAUGGCCAGCCUAUUCAAAUGAAGUAUAUGGAACAUGAAGAGAGACCAAAAGCUUUAAAUGACUUGGGAAAAAAGAUUCAACUUGUCAUGAAAGUGAUAGAAGCCUAUAGAAACAAGGAUGAAAGAUAUGAUCAUUUGGAUCCUGCUGAAAUGGAAAAAGUUGAAAAAUAUAUCAGCGAUGCCAUGAUUUGGCUGAAUACUAAGAUGAAUGCACAGAAUAAAUUAAGUCUCACUCAAGAUCCUGUGGUGAAAGUGUCAGAAAUUGUUGCAAAGUCUAAGGAACUCGAUAAUUUCUGUAACCCCAUCAUUUAUAAACCUAAACCAAAAGUAGAAGUGGCUGAAGACAAAACAAAAGCUAAUAGUGAACAUAACGGACCAAUGGAUGGACAGAGUGGAACUGAAACUAAACCAGAUGCAACAAAAGACAGCACACAGCAUACUAAACCUUCUGGAGAGAUGGAAGUAGACUAAAUCUUAAUUUUACCUUCAUAUAAUUCAAAUAGUGCAAGUAACCACAGGGUCCAUUCAUCUUUUACAUCUGGCACAAAAAACAGAUGUUCCAUUGUUCUUAACUACUUUGUCAUUUGUUUUUUGAAGUAGUUUUGCAAAGUGAGUGCACCUGUCAUUUCAUUGCUGCUUAUGUGAAGCUUCAGCUGAAUAUAGAUGUACAAGUCAGUUUUAACUUUCCUGAUGUAGUUUAUAUCAAACAUGCAGGAUUGGUAUGUAAUUGGCAACAGUCUAUCUAAACCUCACUUCCUUUAUUCAGGAAAGGAUACUGUAUUGCACUAUUGUUGCAGAAGCAUAGAUUUAACUGCAUUGUAAUUUUGAAAAGCAAAAGUUGAUGUGGUUUAAAGCCACUGAGGGUACUGGCCUUUUUCUAGUUAUUGUAUUGUUAUAAUUUAAAUAUUAAAACAAAUAAGAGGUUUCUCAACAAAUUAGUCCAUCUCAUUGGUAUACCACAAGAACUCCAGUUUUGUUGUCAUCAAAUAAAUGAACUAAGUCACAUGUGGAAAGAGAAAAUGCACAAUUUUAUGUUAAAGUGACACCAGCAAUUUGUCUCUUUAGUUAGUAAUGUGCAUUGAUAUUUUCUUAGAAUCUGUGUUUUCACCUGAAACUUUUGAUUUACUUGUCCUGAGGACCUGCUGCUGCUGAAAUAAUACUAGCUUAAAAAGAGAAGCCUUUUUGAUGAAAUUACCUUAUGGGGAAAAUGCUGUUGACCUACUCAGACAUGCAUCUGUGAUGUUGGUACCUCGUUUCAGUUUUAAUAGUUGUGUUGGUUUUCUUAAUUGAUUUUGUUGAUACCUUAACACAGGGUAGGGAGAAAUGGCACAAUGCAUUGCAUUAUUAUAUUAUCAUUGAUUUACUGAAUGUUACAAUAUAAACACUAUUAAAUAAGCAGUAAUACUGAAAAGGAGCACUUAUACCAUAAGACUUAGGAAAUAAUGCUUGUAAUAAACUUAACUGUGUUACAUAUCAAUAGGCAAAAUAUAUAAUGUUACGUAGUGUAAUAUGAUAUGAUGUGAUUAAAUUAUAGUUCCUGCUGUUAAAUUAACUUUUUGAAACCUUGGCUCCAGUUUUGGUGCUUCUUAAUUAAAUGGGAAGGGACAGUAAAUUUAGCAUCAUCACCAGAUUUGUUUACAUCAUUCAGUUCAGUCCAGAGGCUUCAACUUCAUGGAAAAAGACUGAAAUGAUACUUCAGCCUACAAGGGAAAACACAGACGACACAUGGGCCUUUGUGUAUAUAAUGCCAGUCAACUAGAUUAACUUACAUUAAUAUUUUGAAAGGCUGAUUUUAUCCCAGAUCUAAGUUAAAUAAAUCCCAAAGUUAAAUAGUAGUAAAAAAAAAGAAUUAGUAUUGACUUAAGUAGUAGAAAUUGAGAGUAUAAUAUCUCUAGGGAUAGUCAUUAUUUCUCAGAACUAUUCUCUAAGAUAGAGAUUUUGUUUCUACAAUGUAGUUUCCACUGAAAAGAGUACACACAGAGCAGUGCAUUUUACAGAUUUUUUUAUUCUGCCUUUUUUGGGGGAAAUGUCCCAUUUUGCCCCCUUUUUUGCAUUAAGCCAUACAUUUCCAAUGUAUUUUUUGAUAUCUGUAUCUUUCUUUUAAUACUCUUAAAUAAUAUCCUAAAAGUGACGAAAUGUAUUUUUUUUUUAAAGCAGAUAUCAGUUUAUCAUCUGUAUGUGGAAAUAUAUAGGUUCAUUUCAGAAAAAGUACAGUUAUAAAAGGGAAUAUAUAACAGUACAAAAUAGACUAUAGCUUUUUCUUGGUUAAAACUUGCACUCACUUGGUUAAGAUCUGUCUCAGAAACUUUCUCAGAAACAACCCUUUCUUUAUGUCUCAAUUGUCUAGUACAUUCUGACAAUUCCAUUCCUAUUCUUCAGUCACUUCUUUUAGUCAGAACAACAGUUUUUAUAAUUAUAUGACUUCACUAAAUAAGUUAAAUACAUCCAAAACUAGUAUUUUUCCUUCCACUUAGUUCAAUGUAAAUAUUUUCAAAAGCCAUCCAGUCUUAUAGUUAUUUAUUGAAUUAAUGUGUUCUUAAUAUGGUUUUGAGCAGUAUACAGUUUAGUCUAAUUUUAAUCUGCAUUUUGUAAUAUGCAGUUCUAGAUCAUAAAAGUUUUUUUUUUUUUCCCAAAAUAAAAAGCUCUUAGAAGUGAUUUUGAUAAAUAGCAGAACAAUGUUAUCUCGUGUAGUUAGCAAUAAAGUAUGCACAGAAGAAAGGUAUAGAUUAACUUGUACAAAUUUUUUAUGUCUCAAACCAACUCUCAUAGCCAGUUGCAUUGCGAUUAUAAAAAUGAAGAUUGUUGAAUGAUAGAACACUGUUUGUGACAUUUUAAUUCCUUAGCAAUAGACAGAAUUCUUAAGUUUAAAAGAAAAAAAAAAAAAAAAACUCCCCAAAAAAGCACG
Molecule: messenger RNA, 5282 nt
Organism: Sciurus carolinensis (gray squirrel)
Lineage: Eukaryota; Metazoa; Chordata; Mammalia; Rodentia; Sciuridae
Gene: Hspa4l
Product: heat shock protein family A (Hsp70) member 4 like
Exons: 19
Coding region: 326-2848 (840 amino acids)
Biological process (GO): protein folding
Cellular component (GO): nucleus; cytosol
Molecular function (GO): ATP-dependent protein folding chaperone; ATP binding
Source: RefSeq, a predicted model, not a curated record